AGUAAGGGAAACUUUAACAGGUAGUGGAUAAUAAAAGGGCCGGAAACCCAAAAAGUCCAAAUUUCAAGAAAUUAUAACAGUUUAUAAAUUGAAUACUUGCUUUAUUUGCCAGGCUCUCAGAUUAUAUUAAUUAACAUGUUUCAAUCUCAGAGCAGAGAAAACGGUAAAGUCGAGGGCGCAACUUCUACGGUGCGCAUCACGAAGGAUACGAUCCAAUCUCUAAAUUACUACGAAAUAUUCCACCUUCCCUCUCCGGUAUCAACGAGUUCAACCUCAUCGUCUUCAUCAACCUCAGGAAUAUUUAUCGACGCCCAGGCGCUUCAGCGUGCGUACCGACGCUAUUCUUUGUUAUUUCACCCCGACAAGGACCCCUCUCCGGAGGCGCGUGAGGCCUUUGAGCGGGUUAAAAUUGCCUUGGAUACUCUUAUUGACUCGGAAAAGCGCUCGGCCUAUGAUGCUUCUCUACGUAAAGCUGAGGAACCAACAGCAGGGGGUGCAAACAGCGUUGAGGAAUUGCAUAGAAAACGCCAGGCGGAAAAGGAUGCGAAGUGGGCAGAGUUUAUUCUCAAACAAAAAGAGAAUCAGAGAGCAGCAUCAGAGGAUGCCAAGCGCCGCGAUAUUGUUGAGCGUGAGGAAACAAUGCAGCGUAUUCAUGCAGAGCUUACCAGCUCCCUAGAAACCCCAUUUAAACAGAUGGAGCGAGAAGUUGUGAGUGACUGGGAUGUCGAUGCCGAGCUCUUGCAAAUGAAGCUGCAGGAUGUUGAAAAGCUUCUCCAGGAGAUACGCUUGCAGACUAUCGACCCUGAUGACGACGUGGCUGCACGUUGGAAGCGAAGAAGAAGAGAAAAAGUGUCAAACACUUUUUGAUGUCAUGAAUAUUGCAAAAGAGAAGCCGAAAAGUGGCCACUGCAUCAUUUGACACGAAAUAACUUCACUGAAAAA
Phytomonas sp. Hart1 is the source of this 942-nucleotide messenger RNA. The record is from the annotation of a GenBank genome assembly. NCBI's taxonomy places the organism in Eukaryota, Euglenozoa, Kinetoplastea, Trypanosomatida, Trypanosomatidae.